Messenger RNA from Centropristis striata (black sea bass), 984 nucleotides. Its product is annotated as interferon-induced protein 44-like. The record is from RefSeq and is a predicted model, not a curated record. Bases 1 to 984 code for a protein of 327 amino acids. Lineage: Eukaryota; Metazoa; Chordata; Actinopteri; Perciformes; Serranidae. The transcript has 6 exons.
AUGCGUGAAAACUUGAUUUUCUCCGGCAUCCCUGAACAAACUCCCGACGACCCGGACACCAACAUCAAAACAUUCAUGGCUGCACACCUCAAUCUAUCACCCGACACCAUCAACAAAAUCACUUUCCACAGAGUUCACCGUCUCGGCAGACCAUCCAACAAAGGAGUGGUGAAAAGCAAAGGAAAGGAACUCAAAGGAAAACCGGACGAGCAGGAAGACCUCACUUUUGUGAAAAACUACCAACCAAAAGAAGGAGCCACACAUCUCAGGAUUCUGCUUCAUGGACCAGUCGGUGCCGGCAAGUCCAGUUUCAUCAACUCUGUGGAUAGUGUCUUACAAGGCAGAAUUACCGAUCGAGCCUUGACAGAUGCAACAUCUGGGAGCAGCUUCACCAAAAAGUACAAAACCUACAAAAUCCAUAAAGGUCCAGACGACUUUUAUUCUUUCGUUUUCAAUGACACCAUGGGCUUUGAGAAAGAUACCAACACUGGUGUUCUUGUGGAAGACGUCAAACUGGCCCUGAAAGGACAUGUGGAAGACGGUUACAAGUUCUCUCCCAGCCAGGAACUGAUGGAGGGUGAUAAAGGUUACAGGUCAGCUCCCACUCUGGACGACAAAGUUCACGUUCUGGUUUGUGUGCUUCCUGUCGGCUCAGUAUCUUUAAUAAGUGAAGAAGUUGUGAAGAAGAUGAGAGAAGUCAGAUACGCAGCCAGUGACAUGGGAAUUCCCCAACUGGCUAUUCUCACCAAAGUGGAUGAAGCCUGUCCUAAAACCAACAGAAAUAUAAAGGAUGCCUAUAAGAGCAAGUACCUGAAGCAACAGGUUGAUGCAUUCAGCUUGUUGCUGGGUCUUCCACAGAGCUCCAUCUUCCUCGUGAAGAACUAUGGUUCAGAUGGAAACAUGAAUGAUGACAAUGAUGUGCUGAUACUGAGUGCACUGAGAAAGAUAAUCACAUCUGGAGAAGACUUCCUCAACGACCUGUAG